AUGAGCAGACCUGCCCGGUCCGUCGUCGAUCCUUACGGUCUCAUCCUCACUCACGUCUCUCUUUGCUUCGACAUGCUAUUCAUGAUUUUCACGAACAUACUUACGAUCCUUACGACGCUCAUGACACUCUGGCAGUGGAUGGUGCAGCAGCUAGGCUUAUCAAACACGGAAUCUCAUCCUACUCCUCGCAGGCGAGGGCUGCUCAUAGGCAUCAACCACUCGAGAACCGACAGUGAUUCUACCCCGUUGUCUUCCGGGCCUUACAGAGACACACAUAAAGAUGUGGAGGCGUGGAAAAACUUGCUUAUUUCUUCGUACAGUUACGAAGAGGACGAACUGGUGUCGAUGAUCGACCAUGAAAGUUGCAAGCCUGAGCUUCGACCCACUAGGUGCAACGUGCUCACGCGGCUCAGAUUGAUGACUCAGGAUGCGCGAAAGGGCGAUCGAUUUUUCUUCCUUUAUGCGGGUCAUUCCUCUCUCAGCCCCUCGUCGACGGGCUUGGACGAUGCCGACCGGAGACUUGCGAAUAAACUCUGGUGCUCAGAUGGUUUGCCGAUCCGUGACAAGGAGUUACGGUAUUCCUUACUUGGAAAAUUACCCGCGGGCGCGAAGUUGACGGCGGUUGUGGAUUCAUGCCAUUCUGCUUCAUUCUUCGGAUUGGAACACGGGAACUGUCACUUACUUGCUCAAGCACUACGCAAGCUGCGACCGAUGGUCGCGCCACUGAGACAAUGCACUCUCAAGGUUCUCACCGGCCAACAUUCUCCGCCCGUCAACACUUCCCCCGUCCUCAUGUCACCCGACAGCCCGUCUCCUCUAGCGUCACGACAGAACUCUUACGAAUACCCUCAUCAGCUCUGUGCUGGAUUAUGCGCUCCUUCUAAAUCGAGGCUUCCCGAUGUCCUGUCUAUCGCAGCAUGCGGUGACAGACAAGAAACAUAUUCCGAUGAUAACGGCGGUUGUUUGACAAGGUCGUUAACGGCAAUAUUGCGUCACAACCCUCAUCCAACGCUUGCGGAGUUGAAUGAGUGGCUUUAUUCCUCUCUUCGACGAGAGAAUGAAAUAGAUGGCCGUCCUAUCCGACAGAAACCCCAGCUUCGAAGCAUGAAACCACUGAACUUCGACUUGACCAGAUUCACCGUCUGA
Molecule: messenger RNA, 1146 nt
Organism: Punctularia strigosozonata HHB-11173 SS5
Lineage: Eukaryota; Fungi; Basidiomycota; Agaricomycetes; Corticiales; Punctulariaceae
Exons: 14
Coding region: 1-1146 (381 amino acids)
Source: RefSeq, a predicted model, not a curated record